CCAAUCAGGAGCCAGAGUUCAGUGUCAGCGACCAAUCAGGAGUCAGAGUUCAGUGACAGGAAGCGAUCGGAUCAUUCGGACACCGUGAAGCCGAGGAUCAAACGCUCCUAUCGCUGUUUGCAGGAGUUUGGAAGCUGAACAUUGAGGAUUUUCUCUAAUUUGAGGACCAGCCGCUCAUCAAUCAUGCUGAAAGCUAUGGGACAAGCUUUAUUCUCCGUUGGAUUGAAGAAUCCCAAAUUCACAGCAGAAGAGUCCAAGAGCCAGGACUAUGAGAUCCGCACCUACCAUGCUGCUAAGUGGGUGAGCACCACUCUGAGUGGGAUGCAGAGUGAAGAAUGUAUAAAGACCGGCUUUAGAAAGCUCUUCAAUUACAUUCAAGGGAACAACCAAAACAAGGCUAAAGUGGAGAUGACCGCCCCUGUGACGUGCCGUGUGGUCCCUGGAGCCGGCCCCGCCUGCGAAUCUCAGUUUACCGUAUCCUUCUACAUCCCAGAUGAGCAUCAGGCAAACCCACCUGAGCCCAGCGACUCGGAUGUGUUCAUGGAGGAGCGGAAAGAGUUCACUGCAUAUGUCAGGACGUAUGGAGGUUUUGCCAAUGAAAAUACGAGGCGGGAAGAGCUCCUGAAGCAUCUGGAGAGCCUGAAGAGGGACGGCGUCGAAUUCGUGGACAAGCCGUACUACACGGCCGGGUACGACGCCCCGUUCAAGCUGACCAACCGCAGGAACGAGGUGUGGAUCCUCAAGAAAGCAGAGCAGUAGUUGGGAUCCAACUAGCAGCAGCUUCUGAAGAAUGAUGAAAAAGGAGGAGUUUAUAAAUUUUACAAAAACCUACUGAUGUUGAUGACCAAAUACUUGAAAAACCUUAAUAAUAGAAAAUGUCCAGCAGGGGGGGAACCAAGUGGAAAGAGUGCCUUGAUUAUUAUUAUUUUUCUUUCCUAUAAUACAAUGAAUAUACCAUAAUUUUGUGAUUUCUUUUUUUUUUAUCAUAUUAUUGACUGUUUAAAAGGGAUUUUUUUUUUUACAUUUGAGCUUAAUUACUAGUUAAAAUGUUAUUUUGAAUUUGAAAGGAUCUAGUUUUUAAAAGCCAAGUUUUUUUUCUUUUUAAGCAGCUGCUGCGAUGGUCCAUGGACCAAGAAUCAGAGAACCUAGUCCAUCUCAUGUCAGAAAGUCUCAGAACUCUCUUAUAAUGUUUAGGAUCAUGAUGCUUCUUUAUUUUUCAGUGCCUUACUGACGUCUCUUUCAGCACUUUCUUGUUUUCUGAUCACAUGUAAAAAAUUAUUUUGCUAUUAGUUCUGGAAUCUGAUCAGCAGUUCUAACACAUGACCAAGGUAAACACUUUCUUUGGAGCUCUGGCUUUUUACCUGUAAACCUCCAGUCUCAAGUCUUCUACUCCUUCACAUUUGGCUCCAUCUUUCUACACGAUUGAAAACAAUCCCCACAGCAUGAUGUUUUCAUCACCUAGCUUUACUAUAUAUUUACUUUUCCUCCACACCAAUCAUUUUGCAUAACAUUUAAUGUUGUUCUUAUCCGAGCAGAGCGUUGUUUUCCACGUGUGGCCUCUGCAUUGGGAAAACAGCCGACGGCUUUUCCAUGAAGCCUGAUCUGAGCUGAGAAUGUUUUCCGUUCCACCACAGCAGCAAACCUAGAGGAAAUGGAGACCUUUUGUUUUAUAGAAAUCAGAUUAUUAAUUUUAGUAUGACCAGAAAAAAAUUAUUAAAUGAACCUUUGUGCUUAACUUUGAAGGUUUGUUGCAGCUUUUUCAGUCGUCCACCAGUUUGAUUAAUCCCUGUUUAUCUGCUCUCAGACCUCACUCACAUCCUCUCCUAUCAGAUCCAUCAUGAUAAACGACUAAGUAUCUAUUUCUGGACUUGUCAUGUCACACGUAAAGUUGGCAGGUGGUGCCUGGAGCCUCCAACCUGCAAACCUUUUAGAUAUCUGGGAGUAAUUAUAAGCACUAACAUGAUAAUGCCUUGUUUACAUGAGUAAUUAUGUUUUUUUCAGAGAAACUAACGCUGAUUAUCUGCUUCUAUUUGAUGUUGAAUGUAAAGUUAUUUUAUCGUUAAUAAAAAAAAA
This is a messenger RNA of Cyprinodon tularosa, 2073 nucleotides long. It is a transcript of the gene hebp2, whose product is annotated as heme binding protein 2. The coding region runs from base 184 to 759 and encodes 191 amino acids. The transcript is spliced from 5 exons. The record is from RefSeq and is a predicted model, not a curated record. NCBI's taxonomy places the organism in Eukaryota, Metazoa, Chordata, Actinopteri, Cyprinodontiformes, Cyprinodontidae. Gene Ontology annotation, cellular component: cytoplasm.